AUGUUGGCCGACGAGGAGCAAAGCGGGAUGCUCGCUGGAUCAUCUGUGGUGGUAAUUGUGAGUCGCUUGCGAGAUCGGAGGCUGAAGCGUUGGAUCGUGGAUUCUGUUGCGGAUUGGUGGAUCUUGCACAGUGGUUGCUAUCAAAGAUCUUAUCAGCGGUGUGAGUUAGUUGUCGCUGAGAUAGAAGACUCGUCGGCAUCGGAUGAUGCUAGACGCGGGUUCAUAGAGGUUUCAGUGAGUCAUCGAAGUAACUGUAGUCUGUGGCGAUGGAGGUUGGUGCGAUUGCCAGAUGUUGCGGUCCACAUCAGAGAUUUUAGUUUUUAUAGACCCAUGGUGGCGAGAGCAAACGGAAGCGUGGUUGGAACUGUUGUCUUUUGUUUCUGCACAAAAAAAACUUGUAUGGUGUUUUUAGAGACAAGGUUUAUGUUAGUAAAAAAUGCAGGUUAUGUAAAAUUGUUGAGAUAA
Messenger RNA from Vicia faba (fava bean), 465 nucleotides. NCBI's taxonomy places the organism in Eukaryota, Viridiplantae, Streptophyta, Magnoliopsida, Fabales, Fabaceae. The record is from the annotation of a GenBank genome assembly.